ACAACGAACUAUCGAUACACCGAAAAUGAGUCAAGAUGGAUACAUAAAAUGGAGACAUCGUGGAUUACCCAAAUUGGGACGACGAUAGGACAUUUCACUUUCUUUCGCAAUAUUUCUGAUCAUGACUCAACCACUAGGAAAGGGGAUUGCUUACUCUCAGCCACGUUUUCGCUUAUGCUUAGUCAAGUGAGGAUUCCAUUCGAAGUAACGUAACAGGAGCACCAUCUUCAAAACUUCUCGGGAUCCGGAGUUUUUCGAUAAAAGGUCCCAUCCUUCAAUAUCAUGAUUGGGUCAACCAGGCCAGAUCAUAAGUGAAAUAGUUUGAUCGGGUCGACCAGGUCAGGCCCGAUCAUGAGUGAAUAGAAAAUUGAAAACGUACAUAGCUGUUCCAGCGGAAAUACUUUGUUUAAUUCUACCACUUCUACUAGGAGUAGCCUUUUUAGUGCUAGCUGAACGUAAAGUAAUGGCUUUUGUGCAACGUCGAAAGGGUCUUGAUGUAGUGGGAUCGUUCGGAUUGUUACAACCUCUAGCAGAUGGUUUGAAAUUGAUUCUAAAAGAACCUAUUUCACCAAGUAGUGCUAAUUUCUCCCUUUUUAGAAUGGCUCUAGUGGCUACAUUUAUGUCAAGUCUGGUCACUUGGGCCGUUGUACCUUUUGAUUAUGGUAUGGUAUUGUCAGAUCCGAACAUAGGGCUACUUUAUUUGUUUGCCAUAUCUUCGCUAGGUGUUUAUGGAAUAAUUAUAGCAGGUUGGUCUAGUAAGACGAGGGGCGGCCGUUCGGUCGCCUAUGAUAUACGGACCAAUUGGUCAAAAAUGGGUUUGUGCCGCAGGUGUUGAACGAUCUACUCUACGCAGGUGUGGGCUUACAGGGCUAGGGCUCAUAAACCCUUUCUUUCAUUCAUCAAGGGGUCGGUCACUUUUCCGGGCCGGGAUCGAGAAGUGGAAGUCAUAAAAAAGAGAUGUUUCUCUUCGCACCUCAUAUCAAGAGGAAAGGUAGCUUGUCAAGCUGGUCUCACUAUUGGAAAUUCU
Molecule: messenger RNA, 1027 nt
Organism: Triticum aestivum (bread wheat)
Lineage: Eukaryota; Viridiplantae; Streptophyta; Magnoliopsida; Poales; Poaceae
Product: NADH-ubiquinone oxidoreductase chain 1-like
Exons: 1
Coding region: 464-835 (123 amino acids)
Biological process (GO): aerobic respiration
Cellular component (GO): respiratory chain complex I; membrane
Molecular function (GO): NADH dehydrogenase activity
Source: RefSeq, a predicted model, not a curated record